UCAGGCAUAGGGAGGGCGUACAAAUGAACCCAAACUGCGCUAACAUCAACGUGGUGGCCGACCUGUACGCGGAGGUGGUCGGGGUGCUGGCGCAGUCUCGCUUCCAGAGCGUACGGCGGCGCUUCAUGCUCGAGCUCAAGGAGCUCAGGAGCAAAGAGUCUAGUGCGCACACUACGCAUAACAUCAUGGCUCUGCUUAUGGGCAUGAAGUUCUUCAGGGUUAAGGUGAGACAAACGAGCUUAAUGAGUCUAGUGCGCACACUACGCAUAACAUCAUGGCUCUGCUUAUGGGCAUGAAGUUCUUCAGGGUUAAGAUGGUUCCUAUCGAGGAGUUCGAGGCAUCCUUCCAGUUCCUGCAGGAGUGCGCGCAGUAUUUCCUCGAGGUGCGCGACAAGGACGUCAAGCACGCCCUCGCCGGCCUCUUCGUCGAGAUCCUCGUCCCCGUCGCCGCCGCUGUGAAGAACGAAGUGAACGUUCCUUGUCUAAAGAACUUCGUGGAGAUGCUGUACGCGAGCACCCUGGACACCGCCACCAAGAACAAACACAAGCUCGCCAUCUUCCCGCUCCUGACCUGCCUGCUGUGUGUCUCGCAGAAGAGCUUCUUCUUGUCCAACUGGCAUUACUUCCUGACCAUGUGCCUCCAGCACCUCAAGAACAGGGACCCUAAGAUGGCCAGGGUCGCGCUAGAGUCGCUGUACCGCCUGCUGUGGGUGUACAUGAUCCGCAUCAAGUGCGAGAGCAACUCUGCGACGCACUCACGCCUCGCCAGCAUCGUCAACUCCCUCUUCCCCAAGGGCUCCAAGACCGUCGUGCCCCGCGACACGCCCCUUAAUAUCUUCGUCAAGAUCAUACAGUUCAUCGCGCAG
Molecule: messenger RNA, 865 nt
Organism: Hyalella azteca
Lineage: Eukaryota; Metazoa; Arthropoda; Malacostraca; Amphipoda; Hyalellidae
Product: protein furry
Biological process (GO): neuron projection development; cell morphogenesis
Cellular component (GO): cell cortex; site of polarized growth
Source: RefSeq, a predicted model, not a curated record